Messenger RNA from Periophthalmus magnuspinnatus, 2903 nucleotides. It is a transcript of the gene slc36a1, whose product is annotated as solute carrier family 36 member 1. The transcript is spliced from 12 exons. Gene Ontology annotation, molecular function: L-proline transmembrane transporter activity; amino acid:proton symporter activity; L-alanine transmembrane transporter activity. The coding region runs from base 225 to 1652 and encodes 475 amino acids. Gene Ontology annotation, cellular component: vacuolar membrane. Lineage: Eukaryota; Metazoa; Chordata; Actinopteri; Gobiiformes; Gobiidae. The record is from RefSeq and is a predicted model, not a curated record. Gene Ontology annotation, biological process: glycine transport; proton transmembrane transport; proline transmembrane transport.
CUCGCACUCCAGCCCUGAGCCUGAAACAAACCGCUGCUCUUUGCGCUUUCCCCGAUCUUUUCGUCGCCGCCAUGCAUCCACAGCCUCUGGAGAAAUGAACACAGCCCCCCGGAGCCCCACGGAGCCCCACGGACCCCCACGGACCACAUAAACCCAACACAAACCCGAGUGCGAGACUGAAAACACGGGAUUAUACCGCGGUCUGAUCCCACGAAGACUCCAAAAUGAUGGCCUCUAGUGAUGUCGACCGCAGUGAUGAUCACAAUCCUUCAGAGAUGGACGCACUGUGCCCCAGUCCCCCUGGCCCCUCUCGCCCUGAGAGAAACUAUGAGCGCAUGGGGGAGCGCACUGGCACCACUUUCUUCCAGACACUGAUCCACUUGUUGAAAGGAAACAUUGGCACUGGUCUGCUGGGUUUGCCUCUAGCUGUGAAGAACGCCGGUCUGGUGUUGGGUCCGAUCAGCCUGUUGGUGAUGGGGAUCAUAGCUGUUCACUGUAUGAGGCUGCUGGUAAAAUGCUCUCACCACCUCAGUGAAAAGAUGAACCGUCCUUCUCUGUCCUACGGUGAGGCGGUGCAAUACGGCAUCGAGAACGUGUCCUGGCUCCGGAGACACUCUCACUGGGGAAAGAGGAUUGUGGAUCUGUUUCUCAUCAUAACUCAGUUAGGAUUCUGCUGCGUUUACUUUGUUUUUCUGAGUGACAACGUGAAACAGGUGGUAGAAGCUGCCAACACCACCACGUUUAGCUGUGCGUUGAACUUCACAAACCAGACGAAUGUCUUUGUGCCCAGUUUCGAUUCGCGGCUCUAUAUGUUGUGCUUUCUGCCCUUCAUCGUGCUCCUUGUCUUCACCCCAAACCUCAAGUAUCUGGCUCCUUUAUCCCUGGUGGCAAACCUGGCCAUGAGCGCCAGUCUGGUCCUCAUUUACUUCUACUCUCUCACGCAUAUUACGUAUCCAAUCAACCUGCCUAAAGUAGGACGGGCCAAAGACUACCCUCUCUUCUUUGGAACAGCCAUCUUUGCUUUUGAAGGGAUCGGAGUGGUUUUGCCUCUGGAGAAUAAAAUGCAACGCCCCCAGAGAUUCACCUUGGUACUGUUCCUGGGCAUGGGCAUCGUGACUUUUCUGUACAUCAGCCUGGGCACCAUCGGAUACAUGUGCUUUGGAGACUCCAUAGGGGGCAGUAUCACACUCAACCUGCCCAACUGCUGGACAUACCAGGCGGUGAAGCUGCUCUACUGUUUUGGGAUCUUCAUCACUUUUGCGCUGCAGUUUUAUGUUCCGGCUGAAAUCCUGAUUCCUCCUCUCACGGCACGAGUUGAACAGCGAUGGGAACGGCCGGUCGACCUGCUCAUGAGGACGGCCCUGGUCAUCAUAACAUGUGCAUUGGCUGUGCUGAUCCCAGAGUUGGACCUGGUCAUCUCUCUGGUGGGCUCCGUCAGCAGCAGCUUCCUGGCCCUGAUUUUCCCUCCUCUCCUUCAGCUUGCAGUGUUCCACAACGAUGGCCUCUCUCCUCUUGUCUCCAUUAAGAAUCUUGUGAUCAGUGUUGUUGGCUUCAUUGGAUUUUUGGCAGGAACGUACAUCGCGAUUGAACAAAUCAUCGCCAGGAAUGUCCAGAAACACAUAGAAGCCACAGCCUCCUACAUGGUCCAAUAGUUAAAACGUUUAAUAUAGGUGGAGUUGUCGGACAUUUUCAGAUUUCUCCUCUAUAUUAUGUAAAUGUGUCUUGGGGCCAUGUGCAACAUGAGUCCAACCAUGUUUAUAUUUCUACUACUACUUCAUUAAUAAUAAUAAUGCAUUGGAAGUGAGGCUGCCAAUUGGCCCCUUCAACUGUCACCAACAUCCAAACACACCACAUUCAUACUAGGCAAGGAGGGUGAAGUCUCCUGCCUAAAGACACAUCAGUUUGUGCUAGAGCUACUCUUGCCCAACUGUAGCAUCUAGUGUUAUCAGUUAUCUCCCAUCCAAAUACUAACCAGGGCCAGCCCAAAUACUAACCAGGGACUUCAGGCAUUGACAAGUAGGUAUUGCACUCCUCAGUUACUCUAUGUAGCCCCAGCAUGUCAUGUCUACAAUCAUUUAUAGAGUCAUAACAUUCAAAGCUACCCAUAGUUGUUAAAAUAAUUGUUUGUUUUUUUUGGAACUGUGAGGUAGUAUUUGCGUUUAAAAUGUUAAAUAGCUUUUAAUGGUUAAUAUCUCUGUAACUAUGGGCCCUAUCCACAUGAAACAAAACCUGGUACAAUGUUCAUGGCGAGACAUAGUGUAGGUUUGUGGACCAAUCCCUAAUCAGUAUUUAUAAAGUUCAAUUGAAUGUGUAGACACCUGUCCUCCACCUAAGAUCAUGACAUGCUUAAAUGGUUUAAAUGGUUAAAAGCCCUCAAAAUGGCAACUUUUUUUUAAGACAAAAUAAUUGUCUUGAACACACAACUAUCAAAAAGCAGACAUAAGGAAUUUCAUUAAUGGAUCCUCAAAAUGUCAUCCAGCAACAUAAAACCCCAAUGGUGAACUUACUGCCAUGCAUUCAGAAUGUAACUUGUAUAGUUCAUACCUCCCAGUGUAAACUGUAAUUUCACCAGUCGAAAAUGUUGACGCCUAUCCUGUUAUGUCUAAAGAAGUCAUUAUGAAUAAAUUAUUAAACUUUAAUCAAACUGUCUGUAAAAUAUAUUUCAUUACUGAUUACCCCCAUAAAAACAUUCUGACUGAUUAUAUUGCCAUUGGCUUUCCUCAAAAAUGUACCAAAUUUAAAUACAUUAUAAAAGUGUCCAUAUAAUAUUGAUAAAGAUGCAUUAUGUAAUGGGGACCAUAGGAAUGGUAUUGCUUUGCCUGGAAAGGUCCACAGUAUGACAUUAAACUUGUCUAUCUUGCAUUUAUUCAAAUAGGUGUUUUUAUGACUACAACACAUAUUUA